Anarrhichthys ocellatus (wolf-eel) is the source of this 1002-nucleotide messenger RNA. RefSeq names its product free fatty acid receptor 3. Gene Ontology annotation, molecular function: bioactive lipid receptor activity. Gene Ontology annotation, cellular component: plasma membrane. The transcript has a single exon. Gene Ontology annotation, biological process: response to fatty acid; positive regulation of cytosolic calcium ion concentration; G protein-coupled receptor signaling pathway. Bases 1 to 1002 code for a protein of 333 amino acids. The record is from RefSeq and is a predicted model, not a curated record. NCBI's taxonomy places the organism in Eukaryota, Metazoa, Chordata, Actinopteri, Perciformes, Anarhichadidae.
AUGCAGGUGUCUUCCAAGGAUUGCGCCGCCCUGUCCGUCUACACCUUCACCUUCCUGCUGGGCCUCCCCGCCAACGUGCUGGUCCUGCUCGUGUAUGCGCGCAAGGCCUGCAAGCGUGGCGCCACACCCAACGUGGUCUACGCAAUCAACCUUUGCCUGGCCAACCUGGUGCUCGUGGCCUGGCUGCCCGUCAAGGCUCUGGAGACUUUGCUUCAGGACUGGAGGCUGCCAGCGCCCGUGUGCCCCGUCUACAGCUUCUUCCUCUUCUCCUCGCUGUACGGCAGCUGCCUGUUCAUCACCGCCGUGACGGUGGGGCGCUACCUCAGCAUCGCCUUCCCGAUUAUCUACAAGAGGUACCGCCGUGCUCGGAUCUCUUGCUUCAUCAGCGCUGCCUUGUGGUUCGUGGUGCUCCUCCACCUCAGUUUCUCCCUUGUGGCCGAAGGAGGGGCGAACUUUGUGUCCAUUAAGGACGACGCCUCAGCCUGCUACGACCACUUCAACGCCUCCCAGCUGGCUGUCCUGCUGCCCCUACGCCUGGAGAUGGCCAUCGUCUUCUUUUUUUUGCCCCUUGUCGUGACGUCCUUUUGUACGCUGCGCUGCGUCACGCUGGUGUGGCGCUCAAACUUGCGCCCCAUUGGAAAGAGGAGAGUCCUGACUGUUGCUCUCUCCACGCUGGCCGUGUUUGUGGUGUGCUAUGCGCCCUACAAUGCCUCGCACAUCGUGGGGUUUGUGUUGAAGGCAAACGUCGAGUGGAGGACGUACGCCAUGCUGACGAGCUCCUGUAAUGUUUUCCUGGAGCCUGUGGUCAUGCUGAUGCUGUCGCCAGCGGUGUCGAGGGGGAUCGCAGGAAGAAUCUGUGGCCGGCAAAGCCAACUGAGCCGGAUCGAGAGGAGUCGGCAUCGAUGCAACAGCACCAACGGUGCUGCAAAUGUCAGGGCGCCACACACGCUAUCUGAGAGGAGCCAGGCGGGGGCAGAGGUGACGAAAGAAAGUCAGGGGUGA